Didymodactylos carnosus is the source of this 516-nucleotide messenger RNA. Lineage: Eukaryota; Metazoa; Rotifera; Eurotatoria; Philodinida; Philodinidae. The record is from the annotation of a GenBank genome assembly.
AUGUUACCACUAUACUCAGCGUCUUGGUUAUUUAAUAGUGAAAACCGCAGGUUGCUAUGUCAUCUCUGUGAAAAGUUAUUAGCAAAACACUCACGACCACCAUAUUUUGGAACAGAUAGUAGUUCAAAAAUAUUAGCACAACGUGAUGCUAGUCAUGAGCCAAAAGAAGGUUAUAUAAUAUUUUUUAAUUUAUUCGAUUUAAAUGUAAAUAAUAACUGUCAUAAUGCAUGUGAUGAUUCAGAUAUCGGUGAACGUAAACGUAAAGAACGAUAUUUAAAUAAUGAAAUUAUUAACCCUAGUACUACCAUUUCAAUAAAUGAUGAAAGUUUAAAAGCAGUUUAUAUACCAAAUAUUAAUUUUUUUAAACGUUAUAAUAAUUUAAGAGGCAUGACUGUUAUGAUUGGUGGUAAAGAAGAAAGAGAAUCAUUAAGAUUAGAAUAUGAUGUUGAUUGUUUUGAAUUACCACGUUUUAAAAAAUAUCCUUUUAAACAUGCAAAAUCAAAAGAAAUUGUAUGA